Molecule: messenger RNA, 2633 nt
Organism: Bombus pyrosoma
Lineage: Eukaryota; Metazoa; Arthropoda; Insecta; Hymenoptera; Apidae
Exons: 7
Coding region: 235-1248 (337 amino acids)
Source: RefSeq, a predicted model, not a curated record
ACAGUCACGUGUUGGAGCUAGUAGGUGAAGGCAGGGUACGUGAAAUAACGCUUGAGGGCGUACGUACGUCGUGUUAGUAGCACGUUACAUUAACUAGCCACGAACUAGUGCUUCUAGAGAGAUACGAAAAAAGACAGAACGUGUGGUUAAGAAAAAGUCUUCCGAGGGUGUACCAUGCCAAAGGAGUACGAAAAUUAGGACGACAAAAGCAGUCAACGUCGACCUGGAACUGUCAUGGAACGGCUUUCGAGAGUGGCAUUUUAUUUUCGAUGGAUGAGGAACGCAACACCUCAUGAUGCAAGUGAAGCGGAGGACGAACAUAAAACUGUCGAGGAUGAACGGUAUCGGAAUGUCGGGUGCAAUUUCGAAGCCUCUAGGCGAUUUUGUGGCAUUUUGGAGAGUAUCCUUCUUUGGGAGAACUCUGUGAACAGUAUCUCCGUCCUCAUCGUAUUCAAUAUACUGUUUUGGGGUAUUAUUGUAUUAGAAAUUCGGGGAUUUGCUGCAGCCAGUAGUGCUGCACUAGUCACUGUACUUUGUUAUAGUACCUUGGAAGCUCAAGUUCAGAAGGAAAAUAAAGCAUUGGACACAGCUGCUUCCUAUGCAAAAGCAGAACAAAUUGAAAAAAUAGGAAAAAUAAUAAAAUCUGCCGUUCAUUGGUUGAAACAGUUAAGGAAAGAGCAACCAGGAGUGUUUUGUACUGCAGUAUGCUCUCUUUCUUUGGGCCUAUGGAUUAUUGGUCGUACUAUAAAUGGUAUACUUCUUACAUAUACAAUAUGCAUGAGCAUUUUACUUGGAGCUCCGUUGCUGUUGAAGUUACCUAGCAAAAUGGUAGUACAAAAAGAGUGGGAUAGUGAAAUUGAAGAAUUUUUACCAGCAGUAACUGAAGACAAUCUUCAAGUUCUUACAAGAGCUGGAGAAUCAGGGGAUCAAUCUCCAACACCGACAAGUGUAUUGUCUGAUGCUCAAAAUGAGUUUCUUAUUGAUGAAGAUCUUCUGGGUCUUAAGAUGCCAUCACAUGAAGAUGGAAGUACUGAUGGUGUAGAAGUUUCUGAAUUAGACCUUAGUGCUGAAGAAACUGAUGUGGAUGGUAUUAAAUUUCAAAGUGGCCAUUUUGAGAAAGGAUCAUCUUCUGAAGAAGAAGCAGAACUUGAACCAAUAUCAAGUAAACUAGUUAUUCAUAGUGAUGAAAGUGGUAGCGAAUUUGAAAUAAUUGAUGGUCAAGAUAUUGAUAAUUUAGACGUUGCAUGAAAAUAACUGAUAUAUGAACUGUGAAGUUAUUAUGCAGAAUAGGAUUAAGUCGAGAGAUGACUUUGUUUGAAUAACGAUUAAGUAAAAUAAUUAUUUUAUUAUAAUUUUAGCUAUUUGCUUAUUUACAAAUAUUUGUGCAAAUCUAACAUAACACAGAUUUGGAUAAGCUAAAAGGAUAUUAUUUUUUUUAUUACAGAAAUGAUACAAAUUACUUCUCUAAAUUUAUAAAAACUUUAAAAAAUUUAUCAGUAAAAUUUAGAUAUUCUUCUUAUGUCGUGCAAAUGAUAGCUUCUCAGUAGUUACAUUGAUGUAUACUUAUACUAAAGUAUAUUCGUGAAAUUGUACAUAUUAUGUGCAAUAGAGAGAAUUAUCUCAAUUUUUAUUUUUGAAGAUAUACGAUUUUUGAUGUAUAUAUAUAUAAGAGAUCAACUAUCAAAAAACUUUGAGGGAAAAAGAUAGAGAUGAGCAAAUAACGAUUGUCAAUUUCAAUGUCGCUUUGACCUUCAUGGCCAAAAAUGGUUUUGUAUAUAUGUAUCACACACGGAAAAUAGUUACCUGCGAAUUAUAAUUAAGAAAUUAGAAACUACAAUGUCCAUUAUGCAGCAGGUAGAAAAUAGAUAAAUAUUGUCAUAGUAAAUAUUUACUCCGUUUUUGAUAUUACAAAAAUGACAUGUAAAAAUGAUUUUAUCUAUCAUGAAUCAAUUUUUUCUACUGCAUAAAUAUUGAAAUAUUGUUUUGUUUCAAAUCAAUUACAUAAUUUAAUUUUUGCAAAACAGCUUUAAGUAUUAAAUAGAAUGUAAAUAAUAUGUAUGCAUCAAUAAUAUAUUUUAUUGAUUACAAAAAUCUCAGAUUAAAACUCUAUAAACUUAAUGAAUUGGUCAUAAAUUGAUUAAAAAGAAUUUUUAAAAUAAUUUUUUAUCAAACAAAGAGAAUUUCUGUAUAAUAAAGUCUAAAUUAAAUUACAAAAUAGUAUAUAUUCUCUAUCUUCAAAUUAGUUACACAUAUUUUGGUAUAAGAUUGUUAUUAAAAAUGAUACCACUUAUGUAGACAAUUUUAUUGAUAGAAUUGAUAGAUGAAGAAUUAAUAUCAAAUUUUAAAAUUUAUUGUUAAUUUUGCCCAAAUUUUGCAAAAAGCAUUUAACUGUAUUUCAUAAGUAAUAUUUUAUUCAUAAAGUAUAACAAUGAACUUCAAUAUGUACAAACAGAGAACAUUAGAAAUUAUUAAAUGAUAAAUCAUUAUUAAAAAGUUCCAUGUUUUGAGGAAUAUAUGAUUUAAAAAAAAAAAUUUCUAAAUAUUGAAAGUUAUUUUCCAGUCAUGAUAACUCUAUUAUGUCAUACAAAGUAUAAAAUUACAAUAUUUGAAGUAAUAAUACAAUAAUGAAGCUA